ACGUCUCAUAUUUUCCUCUAAAUGAGCAUCCACAUCCAAACAUCAAUAUCAUGCGUAUUCAGUCCCCGGCUUAUCAUAGUGGCUCAACGGGUUCAUACAAGAAAGGAUUCUCGGUGUCUGCCGCUUUUGUGAUCGAUGAUAUUUACUAUGGCAAUAUCACCGAAUGCGCCGGAGCGGCUUCAGCAAUGAGACUGAAAUUCAGACUAAACCAGGCCUGAAACACACUCCAUCAUCAAGGAGGCCUGUUCACGUCCACAGCGUCAACCCUGUGAGACACAUCCAGCAUCCUCCCACUUCCUACCUUUCUGUUUGACAUUUCUUGGCUAGGGCUCCUCAACGUUGGCCUUGGUUCCUCAGCCAUGUCAAGCCCUAGCAGUAGUCCAGAAAGAGAGGGAGGGGUGGUAGGUUCUGUUCAACUGGAGGACCUCUCAUCACCUCCGGGGUUGGAAACUGACCCAACUUUUGUUGGCAGUCCAGUGCUCAGUCCAGACUCCAGUUCCCAUGAUGCAGUGCUGUCAGCCACGGCAGCUUCCCCAGCUGACUCAGAAAACCUUAGUCCAGAUGAGCUCGAGCUUCUGGCUAAACUGGAGGAACAGAACAGGUUGUUAGAGGCAGAUUCUAAGUCAAUGCGUUCAAUGAGUGGAUCUCGGAGAAAUAGUGGCUCCUCUUUGGUGUCAAGCUCAUCUGCAUCCUCUAACCUGUCCCAUCUGGAAGAGGACACCUGGAUCCUGUGGGGACGCAUCGUCAACGAGUGGGACGAGUGGAGACGAAAAAAGGACAAACUUUUAAAGGAGCUAAUAAGGAAAGGCAUUCCUCAUCAUUUCAGAGCAAUCGUUUGGCAACUGUUAUGUAAUGCCACUGAUAUGCCAGUGAAGAAUCAGUAUUCUGAACUCUUAAAGAUGUCAUCUCCCUGUGAGAAACUCAUACGCAGAGACAUUGCCCGUACGUAUCCCGAACACGACUUCUUUAAAGGCCAGGACAGCCUGGGGCAGGAAGUGCUGUUUAACGUCAUGAAGGCAUAUUCUCUGGUUGAUCGUGAAGUUGGAUAUUGUCAGGGCAGUGCCUUCAUCGUAGGAUUACUACUGAUGCAGAUGCCGGAGGAGGAGGCCUUCUGUGUGUUUGUUAGACUAAUGCAGGAGUACAGGCUUAGAGAGUUGUUUAAACCCAGUAUGGCUGAACUGGGUCUGUGCAUUUACCAAUUUGAACACUUGCUACAGGAGCAGUUGCCCGAAUUGAACAUUCAUUUCCGUUCUCAGAGUUUCCACACUUCUAUGUACGCCUCCUCCUGGUUUCUCACGCUCUUCCUCACUUUCCUGCCCCUGCCAAUAGCUACACGUAUAUUUGACAUCUUUAUGUAUGAGGGUUUAGAGAUUAUAUUCCGAGUCGGGAUGGCGAUACUGCAGUACAACCAGACAGACCUCAUACAGCUAGACAUGGAGGGAAUGUCACAGCACUUUCAGAAGGUGAUUCCCCAUCAGUUCGACAGCUGCACGGAUAAACUCAUCCUACGGGCCUAUCAGGUCAGAUACAAUCCCAAGAGAAUGAAAAAACUAGAAAAAGAAUAUACCACCAUCAAGAACAAAGAGAUGGAGGAACAGAUUGAGAUUAAGCGACUACGUACAGAAAACAGACUACUGAAACAGAGGAUUGAAACCCUGGAGAAAGAGAGCGCUGCAUUAGCAGACAGGUUGAUUCAGGGUCAGGUGACACGAGCUCAGGAGGCAGAGGAGAACUACGUUAUUAAGCGUGAACUUGCAGUUAUUCGGCAACAGUGUCAUAAUGCCAGUGAGAGUCUUGGGAAGGCACAGGACACCAUACGAGAACUUCAGCAACACAAGUAUACAGAGGAGUUUGUGAAUGGGCUGCAGACUCAGUUGGAACAGUCUCGUCUACAGGAGGCCGAACUAUUGAGUGCACUAAAACAAAUGCAGGACAAAGUGCUUGAUCUGGAGAAGAUGAGCAGCUUUCUGCCAGAUGAAAUUAAUGUAGCUCAACUUCAGGAGGAGUUAAAGCUGGUGAAACUGAGAGAGCAGGAGACACUACGUUCCUUCAGAGAGAUGCAACAGGCUGUUACUGACCUUAACCACUGCUGGCAGCAUCAUACAUCUUGUGGAGGAGGAGGCCAUUGGAAAGAGUCUCCUAAAAAGAAUGCAUUGAAUGAGCUGCAGGAUAAACUGAUGAGUUUGAGACUGCGAGAGGCUCAAACUCAGGCUGAACUCAAAGAGGUCAAACUUAAGAACCUGCAGCUGGACAGCCAGAACCAGAUCAAUUGUAAGCUAGUUAGUCGGAGUGAGCAGGAGAGCGCUGCGCUGCAAGAGAGGCUCCAAAAUGCUCUUUCUCACAACAAAACACUACAGAGCCAACUCAGUGAAAUGAAGAGAAAGCAGACCGAGUCUGACUGCAAGAGCAAAGAAGAGGUGAUGGCAGUGCGUCUAAGAGAAGCUGACAGCAUGGCAGCCAUGGCUGAACUCCGCCAGAAGAUAGCCGAUCUAGAAAUACAGAAAGAGGAAGGGCUGAUCCAAGGCCAGUUGAAUCACUCAGACUCCAGGCAGUAUAUAACUCAACUGAGACAGCAGAUCGCUGAACUCAAGAAUGAGAUCAGGCAGCUACGUGGACAGUCCUCCAAUUUCCAGAACACUGGUGGAGGGGUUUACCAUGACCUGUGUUUGGCUAGCCCAGCAUCUGCUGAAGGUGAUUACCUCAGUUCAGAUGAGGACCCUCUUCAGAGCCACCUGCCUGUGAAUGCCCUGUAUCCACACCACUCGUCACCUUGCCUGGACAGCCAAGGCAGCACAGACAGCGAUGAUCCAGCUGAUCUCCAGUAUGGCCCUCCUCCCUCUCCAAUGCCCUGGUUACCUGUCAACUCUAGAGACAUGGCAGACAUGCAUGGGCUCAAUGGCAGAGGCAUGGACUGUUCUAUCAUGAGUCCUCUGAGGGACUUGGCCACACAACGCUGCAUCUCAUGUGGCAAGAUCUUUUCCUCUCUUGCACGCCUGAAGUCUCACAUGUACAGAUCUCACAGUAGUCAUCGUGGAUGCUCUCUGGCAUUCUGUGACAACACAGACCCAGUGAUGCCAUGCAGGGUGAAGGAACGUACAUUUCAGUGUAAGGAAUGUGGGAAGGUCUUCAAACGUUCAUCCACUCUCUCCACUCACCUCCUGAUCCACUCGGACAUAAGGCCAUAUCCCUGCCAGUACUGUGGCAAAAGAUUCCACCAGAAAUCAGACAUGAAGAAACACACCUUUAUUCACACAGGAGAAAAGCCACAUGUGUGUAAAGUGUGUGGUAAAGCCUUCAGCCAGAGUUCCAAUCUGAUCACACACAGUAGAAAACACUACAGACCCUUCAGCUGAACACACACACACUCACCCAGAAACAGCUGGACCUGCAUUAACAGCAGCAGAAUAGCUGCCAGAGCAAAACCUUUGUAUGUGAAUGUACUUUAUGAAUGUAAUUAGCUUUACAAAACACAAAAGUAUUAUAAUUAUCAAGUGUAUAUUUAUGUAUUUUAUUCAAUAUUGUUCAAACCAAAUAAUCAUUACAGUCCUUAAACAUGGUAUGAAAAGUAACAUGGAACAUGACCGGAAAUACACAAACAAGCAAUAAAUAAAAACAAAAAUGAAUCCAAGAAGACUAUAAAUAUAAUGCAGAGUGAAAUAAUGUUGAGUCAUCAACACAAAGAGCUGCAGAAAUGAGUCAGCUGAUGGACUGCAGGUUCAUGGGAUUCACUGACUACUUGUAAUGAUAUCACAUUACAUUUUACAAUACUUGUAGAUUAGAUUAGUUACUUUUGUAUGGAUUACAUGAUUACAUAUCAGGAAAAGGCAGUGAAUUGUUCAUAAUUUAUUGAUUCCCCUUAUUCUUCUUUUUAUAUUUUUCAUUAUAAAUUAGCGUGUUUUAAAGAGACACAGGGCAAAAACUGUUUUUUGCAAUGUAAAGUUUUUGUUUCGCAAAUUGCUUUUGUAUUCGGCUUAGAAAAACAAUACAUGAAUGUUACCUCAUGGAUUGCAUUUGUUUAAUUCUAGAAACUCUCCGAUUAGAAA
Xyrauchen texanus (razorback sucker) is the source of this 4043-nucleotide messenger RNA. Its product is annotated as EVI5-like protein. Lineage: Eukaryota; Metazoa; Chordata; Actinopteri; Cypriniformes; Catostomidae. The transcript is spliced from 24 exons. The record is from RefSeq and is a predicted model, not a curated record. The coding region runs from base 360 to 3353 and encodes 997 amino acids.